AAGAGGGACAUAAAAUCUGACAGUCGCUACACAACUUUGCAAUAGUUUCACACAAGUUAAAGGAAGAGGAUAACUAGUGUUGAACCUCAGAUUAAUCAGACAUGAGUGGAUGAACCCUGUGAAUUAUAAUCUUGAAAAGUGCCAAGAGAAGACACAAAAGCGUCACAGCAAGUCAAAGGUUAGAGAGCCUUGGAUUGCGUCGUGAAAUGCUGACCCUCGUAAUGGCUCUGUGUCUGUAAGGAUCAUUUCAUCAGUCCAUGAUGGGAUUUUAGAAUGUAGCAUCGCAAGAGUUUUUUUUCCCCCAGUGUAACUCAGUUCCAUUGCCAGUGAAUUUAAAAUGGGGACUAGCAACUCCAGAAUAAAGAUUUGCAAAGUCACACCAAAAGAGGAACAGCCUUUCCAUCAAGCAGUCUCACCAAGGAUGAUCACUGCUGCGCACCGUUUACCACAACACCAGCAGGGAAUUCUAGGACACCGGCAGAUCAGCCAGCUGCCACCGCUCAAGCAGCAUGCACCUCAAAUUAUUUCUUCACCACCAGACUCCCAAAAUGUAUAUGCUAAACCAAUCCACAGCAUCAUCAAGUCUCAUCCACCACAAAGAGCAAAGGCUUGGCAACCAAUACCAUGCCCAGUGGAGCCACCAGCAGCGUCUAAUACAUCUACAAACCAUGUUCCUAUGGGUUUACGUAUUGCCCAGAGAAAUAAGGGAGGGUUCCUGCCAGCACAGACACUCCUAAUUGGUGAAAGAACCAAGAAGCGUCAAUCCCAUCAGCAGCACCUUUGGGAGCAGCAAAGAAUUUAUACUUCCACUGUUGAAGGAGCUGGUAAUUUGCAAAUAGAAAGAAUCAGACUGGUGUCCAGGCCAACCCAAAGAGACAUCUUCUGGGACGAGACAAAAGGACAGAAUCUGGACUUCAGGGAGCUUCUGCAGCCAAGUCCUCCACUGAGGCCAAAGCCAGACUCAGGAAUGGAAGAAAUAACAAAAUCAGAAAUUGGAUUGAAGGGUAAUUUCUCCAAGGACUUGAAUGAAAGUGUAACAAAAUCACCAGAGAGAAUAACACAGCAGAAUUUACCUUGGCUUGAGGACUUUCAAAAGAAUGAGCAAAAACAUUUACACUCUUGGGAUGUACUGGAGGGCCAGUGGGGAUGCAAACUGUGGCUAGACGUGCCUUGGGAACGCCGGGAAAAGGAAGAGAGGGAAAUGGGUAGGAAUACUUCGGGUCAGGUAAACUCUGUUCACCAGAAAUGGAGCGGUUGGGACAAAGAGACAUAGCAUAGAUAUUGAUGUGGAUAUCCUUGACUAACUCCUUUGCUUUUAAGCUGAUGAUUCAAUAUAUAUAUGGAGUCCCAGGAAUAGACACACUAAUUGUAAUGUGUCUGGCUUUGAAGGCAUAUAUAUAUAUAUAUAUAUAUAUAUAUAUAUAUAUAAUGUGUGUGUGUGACAGAAAUAGUUUGCCCAAGGUGGUGUUUUUAAUCUGAACACUGCUGUUUAAUAAAUGCAUUUGCUAGUGCAAAUACAUUAAGCUAGUCAAGUGGUGUGCUAAAGUCCAUUUGUGUUGUGAGAAUGUGACCAGUGUUUAAUGUUUAACUCUCCUUUAUUUCCAGGCAAAUGAUUAAUCAUUUUUAAUCAUUGAUUGUUCCAUAUAACAUGAUUGGCAGUAAUGCCAAAACAUCACAAACCAAUUAAAAAUGAAAUGUUCUCCGAGGAAAGGCUUUAAUCUAAAAAUAAACCGAAAUGUGAGUUGAUACAU
Hemibagrus wyckioides is the source of this 1751-nucleotide messenger RNA. RefSeq lists its product as uncharacterized. The record is from RefSeq and is a predicted model, not a curated record. Bases 338 to 1273 code for a protein of 311 amino acids. NCBI's taxonomy places the organism in Eukaryota, Metazoa, Chordata, Actinopteri, Siluriformes, Bagridae. The transcript is spliced from 5 exons.